This is a messenger RNA of Haemonchus placei, 411 nucleotides long. The record is from the annotation of a GenBank genome assembly. NCBI's taxonomy places the organism in Eukaryota, Metazoa, Nematoda, Chromadorea, Rhabditida, Trichostrongylidae.
AUGUUCCUCUGCAAUAUAUUAUUUGCACUCACGGUUUUGGUGUCUUCGGUGGCUCCAGCGAAUGCUGUAUUACCAACCAAGGCUGUCUCACAUGAAUUCGAUUGCAGGAUCAGCGGCUCUACCAUGACGCCCAAAAAACGAAAACUAUCCGUCAUGCUGGCCAACGCUUAUCGUACAAUCGCAACAACUGGAGUGUUUGGAGAUCCACCAAGUCAGAACAUGUAUAAGCUGAACUAUUCGUGCACGGCUGAGGAAUACGCAAUGAUGGUGUGCAAUCAACAAGCGGCACUCAAUCCUGUUGGGAAGCUAUCACCUAUCCGAAUAGCAGCAGAAUUUGAGUCGUGGUGGGGCAAUCACGACUUUGGUGCCUUUAUCAACAGCACUGCCGUCUACGACCCNUGGUUAGCUUAA